CCCCCACCCAAAGCGUCAUGAGUUGGAUGCAAACCGUUGUCGAAGUCGGUCGGACGAAGAGAGAUUUCCUCUGUUCUGACGCCAUCUUGCUCGUGAAAAUUUAGUCGUACGGCCUGCCCCAUUUUCCGUUUUCCUUUCGCAAUGUUCCGUCAACUAUUGACGCCCGUUCGGGCCGUCCUGCAAAAUUUGGGUGCGGAAAGUGUAGGCCCCAAACUCGCCAGCCACUGCAGAAGUUCCGGAGCUUGUGAUUUCUCCGCUACCAGCUCCGCGGCCUACCACACAUCACCAGCCCUCUUCCUGGGCAGGAGGCAAAGGAAGGAAGGGAACACGAGUUUCGUCCAGAAGGAGUAUGUCGCCGACGGAGAAAAGGCGUCGAUCUUGGAGGUGCGCCAGUCGAAGGGCGACGAUAGGUUUCCUGAUCUUCAUUUGCCCACUCGAGAAUUUAAUGGAAUCAUGUUCAAGGACCUUCCUAUCGUAAAUAUAAAAGCAACAUUGAACAACACACUCCUUUGUGUUACUGACAGUUUUGGUGCAGCCUAUACGACGCGGAGUUGUGGUUAUGACGGUUUUAAAAAUGCUCGCAAGGGCACCAAUGUUGCUGCUCAAGCUACUGCAUUCACCCUUGGAAAGAAAUUGAUGCAGAGAGGCUUCCGAACAGUAAGGGUGAAAGUUUCAGGGCUGGGAGCUGGAAGACUUGCUGCAGUCAGAGGUCUGACUUUUGCUGGAGUCAAUGUUGUCUCACUGACAGACUACACACCUAUUUCCUGGAACCCACCAAGACCUCGAAAGCAAAGAAGACUUUAAGUGGUUUAAGACUGGUCUUUUAUAUUUUAGCGUGAAAGUGUUAACUUGUUAGUGUUAUGUGAGAUUGUGUUAAGACGUCGACAUUGAAACUGCAGCUGUCACCUUCAUGAUGCACUCGGUAAGUUUUUUAUCGACUGCAGCCUAGUCAAGACCUUUACGUAUCGUAAACUGGGCACUGGGGCAGUGGCCCCGGUCAUUUGUUGAUUUGGCUUGGCCGAAGCAAUCUUACCAUAGCUGAAGUCGCAAAUUCUUUAGAAUUUGGUGGUAUUCCUGUCCCUUGGCCAAUCAUAGCUUCUUAGGAAUAACAGUACUGUUCUGUAUUCCUAUUUGAUGCCAGUUAAAUGGCGUUACGCAAUUUAAAAUUUGCAUUUUUGUAAGGCAGUCACAUAGUUACUAUCUAUAUGUGUAUGCAAGGUAAAUAAAUUAAAACUUCAUGAAA
Molecule: messenger RNA, 1243 nt
Organism: Thrips palmi
Lineage: Eukaryota; Metazoa; Arthropoda; Insecta; Thysanoptera; Thripidae
Gene: mRpS11
Product: 30S ribosomal protein S11
Exons: 5
Coding region: 142-804 (220 amino acids)
Biological process (GO): maturation of SSU-rRNA from tricistronic rRNA transcript (SSU-rRNA, 5.8S rRNA, LSU-rRNA); translation; ribosomal small subunit assembly
Cellular component (GO): ribosome; mitochondrial small ribosomal subunit
Molecular function (GO): structural constituent of ribosome; mRNA 5'-UTR binding; small ribosomal subunit rRNA binding
Source: RefSeq, a predicted model, not a curated record